Molecule: messenger RNA, 1821 nt
Organism: Myxocyprinus asiaticus (Chinese sucker)
Lineage: Eukaryota; Metazoa; Chordata; Actinopteri; Cypriniformes; Catostomidae
Product: actin-related protein 2/3 complex subunit 4
Exons: 6
Coding region: 59-565 (168 amino acids)
Biological process (GO): Arp2/3 complex-mediated actin nucleation; actin filament polymerization
Cellular component (GO): actin cytoskeleton; Arp2/3 protein complex
Molecular function (GO): actin filament binding
Source: RefSeq, a predicted model, not a curated record
ACGGAAGUCGCCCGGUGUUUGUAGCACUUCCGUCUUCUGCACCAUCGGGUACUCAGAAAUGACGGCGACUCUGCGUCCGUACCUGAAUGCAGUGCGUGCUACACUGCAGGCAGCUCUCUGUCUGGAGAACUUCUCCUCACAGGUGGUCGAACGACACAACAAACCUGAGGUCGAAGUCCGGAGCAGCAAGGAGUUGUUACUUCAGCCUGUUGUGAUCAGUAGGAAUGAUAAAGAGAAGGUUCUAAUAGAAGGUUCCAUCAACUCUGUGCGAGUCAGCAUUGCUGUAAAACAGGCUGAUGAGAUUGAAAAGAUCCUGUGCCAUAAGUUCAUGCGCUUUAUGAUGAUGAGAGCUGAGAACUUCUUCAUUCUGAGGAGAAAACCUGUGGAGGGAUAUGACAUCAGUUUCCUCAUUACUAACUUCCACACAGAACAGAUGUACAAGCAUAAGUUAGUGGACUUUGUCAUCCAUUUUAUGGAGGAGAUCGAUAAGGAAAUCAGCGAAAUGAAACUGUCUGUCAAUGCAAGGGCCCGCAUAGUUGCAGAGGAGUUCCUCAAAAAUUUUUAGGAAAUGAACAGCACCCUCUGCUGGCUGCAAUACUCCUGUUACCUUGGUCACCAGAAAAGUGGAUGGAGAGUUUUGGGGCCAGUAAGGAGGAGUUAAAGUGUAACAGUUGGAUCCAGAGGGUGGGCCCUCUAUCACAGGAAUGAAUUUUGAGUAUUGCAGUAAUUUAACUCAAGAGCAGAGUAAUGGAGCAAAGUCCAGAGUAAAGUCGGGCAUGGUACUUCUUUUGCUGUUCUGUUCUAAACCGUUUUAAUUUUUUGUUUGAUUUUUGUUUUUGUUUUGUUUUUUUAUAUUUGUUUUGUUUUUAUUUUCUCCCCUUUUUCUCCCCAAUUUGGAAUGCCCAAUUCCCAAUGCGCUCGUGGUGGUGUAGUGACUCACCUUAAUCCGGGUGGCUGAGGACGAAUCUCAGUUUCCUCCGUGUCUGAGACUGUCAAUCAACGCAUCUUUUCACGUGGCUUGAGCGCGUUACCGUGGAGACAUAGCGCGUGUGGAGGCUUCAUGCUGUUCUCCGCGGCAUCACAACUCACCAUGCGCCCCACCGAGAGCGAACCACAUUAUAGUGACCACGAGGAGGAUACCCCAUGUGACUACCCUCCCUAGCAACUGGGUCAAUUUUGUUGCUUAGGUGACCUGGCUGGAGUCACUCAGCACACCAUGGAUUCAAACUCGCAACUACAGGGGUGGUAGUCAGCAUCAUUACUCACUGAGCUUCCCAGGCUCCUUAAAAAUGUGUUAAUGCCCUUUUGCAAACAACCCAAUUUUCUUUUUAAAGUAUUCUGUUCCUCUGCACUCUAAAGUUCCAUUUAUAAAUUCUGUCCUUCUUGUUAUCUUAUUUUAGAUCCCUCAUUAUCAUUUUUUUUAUAGUAAAGCGCUCACAGCGUUGCAAUAUUCUGAAUAUGCCUCAGCUUUCCCUUGUGCUCAUGAAUAUUUAUAAGUUUGUACAUAUUAAAAAUGCUUAGACUCAUUUUACCUAUGCCUUUCUAACAAACUUUAAAAUCAGGGUGAGUCUAUAUAGAAAAAAGCAAAACAAUCAAUGCUCAUGAGCACAAAGGAAAAAUAUUGUACCAAUAAUUUAAACGGUUUGUUUUGUCAGUGUUUCUUUUACAAAUAUGUAUACUGUGUUCAAAUGACCAUUUUCAUGUUGAGUUUUGAUAUAAAUAAACCCUCACGCUGGUGCACACAGAUCUUACAAACCAUAUCAUUGAUAGGAAAAUAUUGAUGACAAUAGCGAUGCUAAAUAAAUCCCUUUAUUGUUUGUA